CAGAUAUCGAGUCUACUUCCCUGACGGCUACGCGUCAAUUAUCAUUUUGAUUGUACACUUAAACUCGUGAUAAAUCUUACCGAUCGAUUCAUCAUGGGUCUCGCGAUGGGAGGAGUCAAUAUCAUCGACAUCCGUCGCAAUAACCUCAACAAUUCGUUGGCUAAAGAAGUCACUCGCGGGCUCGAUCCAAAGAACGGUACCCAGCGGUCUUUGCCAACUUUGCUUCUGUACAAUACCGAGGGACUUCGUUUGUUUGAAGAAAUUACAUACUUGGACGAAUAUUACUUAACAAAUGCCGAGAUCGAAGUCCUGACCACACAUGCUGUCAGCAUCGUGGAGCGGGUUCCCGAAAAUUCACAACUGGUGGAGUUAGGCAGCGGGAAUCUGCGAAAAGUCGAGAUACUACUAAAUGAGUUUGAACGGACAAAGAAACUAGUGGAAUAUUUAGCAUUGGAUGUUUCGUUGGAAGAAUUGGAUCGCACUUUUGCAGAACUCCCGUCAAAAAGUUACAAAUAUGUCAAAUGCGGCGGGCUCCUAGGUACAUAUGACGAUGCGCUAUCCUGGCUCAAACGUUCUGAGAACAGGCGCAAGCCGACGUGGGUAAUGUCGAUGGGCUCUUCCAUCGGCAAUUUUACCCGGUCCGAGGCGGCGCAGUUUCUGGGUGGCUUUGCGAGAACGUUAGGAGCGGACGACGCUUUACUGAUCGGGCUUGAUUCCUGUAAGGAUCCCCAGAAGGUCUUUCGCGCUUACAAUGAUAGUAAGAAUGUAACACGGGAAUUCUACCUUAACGGGUUGGCAAACGCAAAUUCUAUCCUCGGGUUUGAGGCAUUCAAACGCGAGGACUGGGAUGUUGUUGGAAUAUACGAUGAAGUGGAUGGUUGUCAUAAAGCGUAUUACACUCCUACGAGAGAUGUCACUAUUGAGGCGUGGUCUUUUACGAAAGGAGAACGAAUCUUCUUCGAGCAAGCCUUUAAGUAUGCGGAAAAGGAAUACCAAACUCUGUGGCAGCAGGCGGGCCUUACGUCGACAGCCCGGUUUACAAGCAGCACAGGCGAUCACAAUAUUCAUCUCCUCUCAUCAUCGCCGUACAUUCUUCCCACUCAGCCAGCGGAGUAUGCUGCGACCCUGACGCCGUCUCUGAAGGAGUUUGAAGCGCUUUGGAAGCUAUGGGAUACAGUCACUACUGGCAUGCUUCCUCGAAAUGAAUUGCUAUCUAAGCCGAUAAACCUGCGGAAUGCAUUGAUAUUUUACCUAGGGCAUAUUCCGACAUUUUUAGAUAUGCACAUUACUAGAGCCACUGAUGGCCAGCCCACAGAACCCAAAUCGUACUGGUCUAUCUUUGAGCGUGGCAUCGAUCCAGAUGUGGAUGAUCCGCGGAAGUGCCAUGAUCAUAGUGAAAUUCCCGAUGCAUGGCCUCCUGUUGAAGAGAUUCUCCAAUUCCAGACAACCGUCAGAAACAGAGCCCGUUCAUUACUGCAAAAAUCUCAAAAUACGACCAACAGACGGAUCCACGAAGCUUUAUGGAUUGGAUUUGAGCACGAAGCAAUGCACCUGGAAACAUUCUUGUAUAUGUUGCUACAAAGCGACAAGGUUUGCCCUCCUCCAGAGAUUCCUACGCCAGAUUUUGAAUACCUAGCAAUGAGAUCUGCCCAGGAGAGCGUCCCUAAUGAAUGGUUCAUUGUGCCCGAACAAACGAUAUGGAUCGGGUUGGAUGACCCGGAUCCGACGCGGAUUCCAUUUCGGUCCUUUGGCUGGGAUAAUGAGAAGCCGCAGCGUACCGCCAAGGUGUCCUCAUUUGAAGCCAAAGGUAGGCCGAUUACCAAUGGCGAGUAUUGCAGAUAUCUGGAAGCGAAUAAACUAGCUACCGUUCCCGCUUCCUGGACAAAUUCGUCCAGUGGAUUAUCCGAACCUAACGGCCAUGCUGCAUCCCAUACCAAUGGAACCAAUGGUCGCGAGACAAGUGAGGCCAGUGCCUUCUCACAUCUCCUCAGCAAGUAUCAUGUGCGGACAGUUUUUGGGCCUGUGCCACUGCGCUUUGCACUCGACUGGCCUGUUAUUGCGUCGUAUAACGAACUUGAACGCUAUGCAAAUUGGGUGAACUGCAGAAUCCCUACUUUUGAGGAAGCUAGAAGUAUUUAUCAGUACUCGGUGUUCCUGAAAGAUCAGGAGAUUGGAGUGCAAUCUUCUCUCAUAGACGCGUCCAGCAAUGAUAUGGAAGGGCCGCCCAGAGACCUCAAUGGCUUUGUGGAGCAUCGAAAUGGCAGACCUCGAGCACCGGAUCACCAGCCGGUUUCACAACCUCCCUCAACCCAGAUGCCAGUGAACGUUGAUCUCGACGGUUAUAACGUCGGGUUCAAACACUGGCAUCCCACCCCAGUCACACAGAACGGAAACAAGCUUUCCGGACAAGGUGGCAUGGGUGGCGCUUGGGAAUGGACAAGCUCAACAUUAGAGGCCCAUGAGGGCUUCAAAGCCAUGGAUUUAUAUCCUGCAUACACGGCUGAUUUUUUCGACGGGAAACAUAACAUUGUCCUUGGAGGUUCAUGGGCUACCCAUCCUCGUAUUGCUGGACGCACUACAUUUGUCAAUUGGUAUCAACGAAACUAUCCCUACGUAUGGGCGGGCGCACGUCUCGUGCGCGAUAUCUGAGCAUUCAAAAAUUGUUACCAUUUUCCCAGCUUUUUGGUCUUCAAUAUGUAAUUGAAAAUAUUUCGGGUUUGAAUUUGAGGAAAGGACAAUAUUAAUGCCUAAUUUUCGGUUCCUUUCGAUGAUACUGUAUCCGUGUCGCGUUUAAACACUAGAUGCCCCUAGAGAAACCAGAUUAGUGCAUAAUUGGGGGC
Coccidioides immitis RS is the source of this 2840-nucleotide messenger RNA. RefSeq lists its product as uncharacterized. The coding region runs from base 94 to 2649 and encodes 851 amino acids. Lineage: Eukaryota; Fungi; Ascomycota; Eurotiomycetes; Onygenales; Onygenaceae. The record is from RefSeq and is a predicted model, not a curated record. The transcript has 7 exons.